AUAUCCAAAAAUAUGUCUCCAUUAAGUCAAUUCUUCAAGCAAUCCCUCCGCGAGCCCGAAAUCGUUCCACUCAUGGCAAUCUUAGGAGUCGCCUUCGCCAGUGCUGGCUAUGUCGGCCUCCAUCAAGCAAAAGCACCCGAUGUUGUUUGGAACCACAAGCAAAAUCCUGAACCUUGGCAACAAGUCAAACAGGGUGAUCAAGUAAAAUUGGCUGCCUUCAACCAGAAAUACGAUGAAAAAUUCACUCGUAAAGAAUGGUAAUAUCACAACAGUUUUUCAGUUGUGUUACUGUCCAUAAUGUAUAUAAUUCCCUCUGU
Mucor mucedo is the source of this 317-nucleotide messenger RNA. RefSeq lists its product as uncharacterized. Bases 13 to 261 code for a protein of 82 amino acids. NCBI's taxonomy places the organism in Eukaryota, Fungi, Mucoromycota, Mucoromycetes, Mucorales, Mucoraceae. The transcript has a single exon. The record is from RefSeq and is a predicted model, not a curated record.